AUGCUAAGGAAUAAUUUAGGCAACAGUUCAGACUCUAAAAAUGAAGACGGCUUGGCCUUUUCACAGACUGAACACAAUAUUGUUGCAGCUUACUUGAUUACGGCAGGUAUGAUAAGUGUUCUCAGCAACAUAAUAGUUCUGGGCAUCUUCAUUAAGUACAAGGAGCUUCGGACACCCACAAAUGCAAUUAUCAUUAACUUGGCUGUUACUGAUAUAGGGGUCAGUAGCAUUGGCUACCCCAUGUCUGCUGCUUCAGAUCUGCAUGGAAGUUGGAAGUUUGGAUAUGCAGGAUGUCAGAUUUAUGCUGGAUUGAAUAUCUUUUUUGGAAUGGCAAGUAUUGGAUUGCUCACAGUUGUGGCUGUGGAUCGAUACCUGACCAUCUGCUGUCCUGAUGCAGGAAGAAGAAUGACCACCAACACUUACAUCAGCAUGAUUCUGGGGGCCUGGAUCAAUGGCCUCUUUUGGGCUUUGAUGCCUAUUGUUGGGUGGGCUAGUUAUGCCCCAGAUCCUACUGGGGCCACCUGUACCAUAAACUGGCGGAAAAACGAUGUAUCUUUUGUUUCUUACACCAUGAUGGUUGUUGCGAUAAAUUUUAUUGUGCCCUUGAUAAUGAUGUUUUACUGCUAUUACCAUGUCACUCGAUCCAUUAAACAUCAUGCUACUAGUAACUGCACUGGGUAUCUCAACAGAGAUUGGUCAGAUCAGGUAGAUGUAACAAAGAUGUCUGUGAUAAUGAUACUCAUGUUCCUGGUGGCGUGGUCCCCUUAUUCCAUCGUGUGCUUAUGGGCUUCUUUUGGUGACCCAAAGAAGAUUCCUCCCUCAAUGGCCAUCCUAGCUCCACUGUUUGCAAAAUCUUCUACAUUCUACAAUCCCUGUAUUUAUGUGAUUGCUAAUAAAAAGUUCCGGAGGGCGAUACUUGCCAUGUUCAAAUGUCAGACUCACCAAGCAAUGCCCGUGGCGAGUAUCUUACCAAUGGAUGUACCCCAAAACCCACUGACUUCUGGAAAAGUCUGA
This is a messenger RNA of Balaenoptera acutorostrata (minke whale), 1014 nucleotides long. It is a transcript of the gene RRH, whose product is annotated as retinal pigment epithelium-derived rhodopsin homolog. NCBI's taxonomy places the organism in Eukaryota, Metazoa, Chordata, Mammalia, Artiodactyla, Balaenopteridae. The record is from RefSeq and is a predicted model, not a curated record. Bases 1 to 1014 code for a protein of 337 amino acids. Gene Ontology annotation, biological process: visual perception; G protein-coupled receptor signaling pathway. The transcript has 7 exons. Gene Ontology annotation, cellular component: photoreceptor outer segment; membrane. Gene Ontology annotation, molecular function: G protein-coupled receptor activity.